Linum tenue is the source of this 6188-nucleotide messenger RNA. Lineage: Eukaryota; Viridiplantae; Streptophyta; Magnoliopsida; Malpighiales; Linaceae. The record is from the annotation of a GenBank genome assembly.
AUCCAAUCGUGGAUGAUCUGGGGAUACUACAUUUCUCCUAUAAUGUACGGUCAAAAUGCAGUCGUCAUAAAUGAAUUUCUUGAUGAUAGAUGGAGUAUGCCGAAUGUGGACCCUCGGAUUAACGAAAGUACGGUUGGGAAAGCAAUUCUCAAAUCCAGAGGUUUCUUUACUGAUGAAAGUUGGUACUGGAUUUGCGUUGCAGCACUCUUCGGGUUUUCCGUGCUGUUCAAUGUUUGCUUCAUUGCAGCACUGAGUUACUUGAACCCAUUUGCUGACUUGAAAGCUGUUAUUCAAGAAGAAGAUGCAGAGAAGGAAGAGAGGACAAAAGGUAUGGACAUGGCCAUGAGAAGUUUAUCAGCAAAUGGUGGUUCUAACUCGACUAAAAGAGGAAUGGUUUUGCCCUUCCGACCCCUUUCGCUAGCAUUCAACCAUGUGAACUAUUACGUAGAUAUGCCUGCUGAAAUGAAGACACAGGGGGUUCCAGAAACUCGGCUCCAACUGUUACGAGAUGUCAGCGGAGCUUUUCAACCAGGAAUACUAACAGCACUAGUAGGUGUAAGUGGGGCAGGGAAGACCACAUUAAUGGAUGUCUUGGCUGGAAGGAAGACCGGUGGGUAUGUAGAAGGAAGUAUCAACAUUUCUGGUUACCCCAAAAACCAAUCAACAUUCGCUCGCGUCAGUGGCUAUUGUGAACAGAACGACAUCCAUUCUCCUUAUGUCACUGUGUACGAGUCUCUCAUUUACUCGGCUUGGCUUCGACUUCCUCAAGAUAUCGACUCGAAAACAAGACAGAUGUUUGUAGAAGAAGUGAUGGAUUUGGUCGAGUUAAAUCCAAUAAGAGACGCCUUAGUUGGACUUCCGGGAGUAGAUGGUCUAUCAACAGAACAGAGAAAGAGGCUGACAAUUGCGGUGGAGUUGGUCGCUAAUCCCUCCAUCAUAUUCAUGGACGAGCCAACCUCUGGCCUCGAUGCUAGAGCUGCUGCCAUUGUCAUGCGUACCGUGAGAAACACAGUCGAUACUGGCCGAACCGUCGUCUGCACGAUUCACCAGCCGAGUAUCGACAUUUUCGAAGCAUUCGAUGAGCUAAUGCUGAUGAAAAGAGGUGGUCAAGUCAUCUACGUUGGAUCUCUGGGCCACCUUUCUCAUAAGCUCGUCGAGUAUUUCGAGGCUGUCCCGGGAGUUCCUGGUAUCAAAGAUGGAUACAAUCCCGCCACAUGGAUGCUCGAAGUGAGUUCACCAUCAAUGGAACUGCAGCUAGAUGUAGACUUUGCCCACAUUUAUGCAAAUUCCUCCCUAUAUCAGCGGAAUCAAGAACUUAUUAAGGAGCUCAACACACCAUCACCGGGGUCGAAGGAUCUCUUCUUCCCGACGCAGUACUCACAGUCCUUCACAACUCAGUACAAGGCUUGUUUCUGGAAACAGAACUGGUCUUACUGGAGGAACCCUCGUUACAACGCUGUUCGCUUCGCCUUGACAUUUCUCGUAGGCCUCCUGUUUGGCCUCAUCUUCUGGAAGAGAGGCCAGAAGACGGAGAAACUGCAAGACCUGAUGAACAUCUUGGGAGCCAUUUACUCGGCGGUUCUCUUCCUCGGACUUACCAUUGCUUCCUCCGUGCAGCCCGUUGUCUCCGUCGAGAGAACAGUCUUCUACCGCGAACGAGCAGCCGGGAUGUAUUCUGCUCUGCCUUACGCAUUCGCCCAGGUGUCUAUAGAAGCGAUCUACGUUUUCGUCCAGACGGCGAUCUACCACGUCGUCCUCUACUCCCUGGUCGGGUUCGAAUGGCAGGUCGGCAAGUUCCUGCUCUUCUUCUACUACAUCUACAUGGCGUUCGUCUACUUCACGCUCUUCGGGAUGAUGCUCAUCGCGCUUACACCGGGACACCAGAUCGCCGCCAUUUCCAUGUCCUUCUUCUUGUCGUUCUGGAACUUGUUCGCCGGCUUCCUCAUUCCCCGGACGGUCCUUCGUGAGGUACCAGAAAGCUCAAGCAUGGUAGGCGACACGAGUACUGAGGUCUUGGACGAACAGGAGAAAAUUGCGGUAUUGCCUGACACCAGAGAGAAAACUGACAAGAGAACCGUUCCUCCACCUGGUGCUGGGCAGAGAAUAUAUGACAUUGAUCCAAUUUUGUCUAGUUUCCGUCAGCAUCUUGAUUACAGAUAUUCACAGUACAAAAGAAUGCGUGCGGACAUUGACAAGUUUGAAGGUGGUUUAGAGAAAUUUUCACGUGGCUAUGAGAAGUUUGGGUUUAUACGCAGUGAGACAGGGAUAACAUAUAGAGAAUGGGCACCGGGAGCAACAAGGGCAGCAUUAAUAGGAGAUUUCAACAACUGGAAUCCCAAUGCAGAUGUCAUGGCUAGGGAUGAGUUUGGUGUCUGGGAGAUCUUUUUGCCCAACAAUGCAGAUGGUUCAUCGCCAAUUCCCCAUGGUUCAAGGGUGAAGAUACGAAUGGAUACUCCAUCUGGCUUGAAGGAUUCUAUUCCUGCUUGGAUUAAGUUUGCUGUACAAGCUCCUGGCGAAAUCCCAUACAACGGCAUCUACUAUGACCCACCAGAAGAGGAGAAGUAUGUAUUCAAGCAUCCACAACCAAAAAAACCAAAAUCACUGAGGAUUUACGAGUCACAUGUUGGGAUGAGCAGUACGGAACCAAAGAUCAACACAUAUGCUAACUUCAGAGAUGAAAUGCUGCCCCGCAUCAAGAAACUUGGCUAUAAUGCUGUUCAAAUCAUGGCUAUUCAGGAGCACUCAUAUUAUGCCAGCUUCGGCUACCAUGUCACGAACUUUUUUGCGCCUAGCAGUCGUUUUGGGACACCAGAUGAUUUGAAGUCUCUGAUAGAUAAAGCUCACGAACUAGGUCUACUAGUUCUCAUGGAUAUUGUUCACAGCCAUGCAUCAAAUAACACGUUGGAUGGGCUGAAUAUGUUUGAUGGGACUGAUUCCCACUACUUCCACUCUGGAUCACGGGGACAUCAUUGGAUGUGGGACUCUCGUCUUUUCAACUAUGGAAGCUGGGAGGUUGUUAGAUACCUUCUGUCAAAUGCACGUUGGUGGCUGGAUGAGUUUAAAUUUGAUGGGUUCAGAUUUGAUGGUGUUACUUCAAUGAUGUACACUCAUCAUGGAUUGCAGAUGACUUUUACAGGAAACUACAACGAGUACUUUGGAUUUGCAACGGAUGUAGAUGCUGUCGUCUAUCUGAUGCUUGUUAAUGAUAUGAUUCAUGGUCUUUUCCCUGAGGCCGUCUCCAUUGGCGAAGAUGUUAGUGGAAUGCCUACAUUUUGCGUUCCUAUCCAAGAUGGUGGAGUAGGAUUCGAUUACCGUCUUCACAUGGCCAUUGCUGAUAAAUGGAUCGAACUUCUACAGAAGAGAGAUGAAGACUGGAGAAUGGGCGAUAUCAUUCACACUUUGACAAAUAGAAGGUGGUUGGAAAAAUGUAUCUCAUACGCAGAAAGUCAUGAUCAAGCACUUGUUGGCGACAAGACUAUUGCCUUCUGGUUGAUGGACAAGGAUAUGUAUGACUUCAUGGCUCUUGACCGGCCAGCCACUCCUCUCAUAGAUCGGGGCAUAGCAUUGCACAAAAUGAUCAGGCUUAUCACCAUGGCAUUGGGGGGUGAAGGAUAUUUGAAUUUCAUGGGAAAUGAAUUCGGACAUCCUGAGUGGAUUGAUUUCCCACGAGGUGAUCAACAUCUUCCCAAUGGCAAAGUUGUUCCAGGGAACAACAACAGUUUUGAUAAAUGCCGACGCAGAUUUGAUCUGGGGGAUGCAGAAUAUCUAAGAUACCAUGGGUUGCAAGAAUUUGAUAGGGCAAUGCAUCACCUUGAAGGAACCUAUGGCUUCAUGACUGACAUUCACCAGUACAUAUCGAGGAAAGACGAAGGUGAUAGGGUGAUCGUGUUUGAGAGAGGGAACCUUGUGUUCGUCUUCAACUUCCACUGGAACAACAGCUACUCCGACUACAGAAUUGGCUGCCACAAGUCUGGAAAGUACAAGAUUGUUUUGGACUCGGAUGAUGCACUCUUCGGAGGCUUCGACAGGCUUGAUCACAACGCCGAAUACUUUACCUUCGAAGGUUGGUACGAUGACAGGCCUCGAUCCAUCAUGGUGUACGCCCCAGCAAGAACAGCAGUAGUAUACGCUUUGGUGGAGGAUAAACCUGAAUCCGCUCCCUUGAAGAUCGAAACAACCUCCACAUUGGUUGACGACAAUGAACCAGAACCAGAACCAGAAGAUGCACCCGAGGCAGCAGCAGAGGAUGAUGCUGCAUCAGAGCUCGUCCAGAGCUAAGAAUCAUCGUCACUCUGAUCUCGAUGGCACAACAGCUGCAUGGAAACCCUCAGAUACAGUCGCAGCUGCAAAAUGCCAUUCCAUUUCUCUUGGAAGUCUAGCUCUCCAAGCAGUUCAUUCAUCCAGAGAUGACGUGAUAACUGAACCGAACACAAGGCAAAGACGCAGAGAAGGGAGGGGUGGACGUCUUUGGCUUCAUGGUUGGUAUGGGGUGAAGCUGUCAUUCUGCUUCAAGUGGCCACGUCUAGUAAGGUAGAGGCGUAAGUUAUGAUGUUAGUAAUCAAUUCUAUUAUCAUUAGUCUAUUGUACAGCGAAAUGCCUCAUAAAAGUCAUAAUACUACUGCGCCUUGCCAUGUAGUAGAUCAUAAUAAUGUCUUAUUCUGCCACCUUCCUUCCCAAGUUAAUAAGAUGACAUAGCUUGUACCAAGUUACCGUCCGAUAAUGUUACAUACUUACAUACAGCUUUCUCACCUCAGGGGUCAUCCGAUAAAAUUGCAACGACUGUCAUCGAACAAAGGCAAUUUACUGUAAAUACUAGAGGCACACUCGUACGAAUAAAAUGAAACGAAUCCACUAACAUCUCAUACAAAAGAACACAAAUCGAAGCACGAAGAAGAGGCAAUUAUUAAACGAUGUCGUAUACACAGAUUUCCAAAGCAGGAGAGAAAUCAAAUGGCUGUUUUUCUAAGCGCUGACGAAGCUAGUCUCAGUAGCAGUGCCGCGAGGAAUCUGGCUUAGAACACUUGUAGGAGACGAAUUCGACGCUGAAGAGGACGAUCUCAGGGCCUCAGCCAGCGGCCCACCCAUAUGGUUCCCAGCCCAUCCCGUGGCCCAGUUCAUUUGGGCUCGGGCCCUUUCACUCUCUCCAUCCUCCCCUGCCCCGCUGUCGUUCCCGGUAGCCAGCUUCAACGACACGUCGGAAGCCGCCGGCGCCGGCAUUGAUAUCGACAGGCAGGGAGCCGAUUCCGGCGCCGUUAUCCUCCGACUCUCUCGGCCAGUCGUCGAAGAAAUGUCUCAGGACGUGGCCGCCGUCUGAUCUGUUGUUGCCGGCCUCAGUCCCCGAUCUUUGACUCAGAUGGAGUAGAUCAGCUGAAGGGAAAGACCCCCCUCUUCCUCCGCCGAUUCCACUAGCUAGAGGUACCGCCAGCGGCGGGCGAGCAGAGCUACCGCCAAAUGGGACGGCGGUGGAGGAGUUGAAACAAGUACCAGCACCAAGAGAGGAGGGGACAGCGGCGGUGGUAACUUCCACAGGCUUUCUUGAACGGUUGCGGCCGCGAUGGACGUGGCGCUCGCAGUACUUCUGGCCAGCCACCACGUCUCUAGAGCACCGCCAUUUCUUGCCGUCGGUUCUCCGGCACCGCCCCGGCUCCGGAUCCAUGGCUGCCUUUCCCCAAUAUCCCCCUUGCAACAAGGCAGAAGGCUGAUAGGGAUUGGAGUAAUGCUGAAGGAAAAAGGAAGCAGGGGAAGCAGAGGAAGAGUGAAGGAGAAGGCUCUUCUUGAUUGGGUUGAGGAGUUCAGCAGGUAUAACAGAUCCAGCCAACAUGUAUCUGUAGAUCAAAGCUUGAAGCUCCAGCUCCUGCCACUGCGCCAAGCUGAAGUAACUUCCCAUCCUUGUGGGAACUGCUGACAGAUUGCUGUAGCUGAGGUUGCUGGUGAGCUUGGUAGUUGAAUCAGCUGAAGGUACAAACAAAGGGAGAGGAGUAGUAGUAGAAGGAGGAGGAUGGUGGUCAGAAGCAGCAGAAGGAGGAGGAGAGGGAUCCAAUAGGAGUUUUGGAAUCUUGGUGGAUGGCUGUUGUUGUUCUUCUUCUUCCAUUUCUGACUCAUGUUGGUUCCUCCAUUGCUUCAGAUGGAAGUCCAUUGACAGACACAGAGAGAGAGAGAGAGAGAGAGAGAGAGGGAGCGAGGAAGGG